UUCAAACACACGACCGCCAUUGGAAUAUAUGCGGCAACUUGUUUAUUUCCUAUUUCUUGUGUAUUUCUAAUACAACAAACUUGACAAUGGAGAGAAAGAAGAACGAAAAGGAGCUUUUGAAAUGCAGGAACCUUUUUGGAGGCACCUGCGGGCUAAAGAAUGCAGUGAAACUAUUUUCAAGUGUUUUUACUCAGCCGUAGUCUUUAAACUACAGUAUAUGCAGUGUGUUGUUGUUUAUUAGUUUUUACAAAAUUAAUUUCCAUACGAGAAGUGGACGGACUCUUUUAAACGUAUUUACGGUGGAGUAUUAAGCCAGACUCGAAGCGGCGACCUCAGCUGCUUACUACUCUGACUUUGUCGGAUACAUGUAGGCAGCACACGAGUCGAACGAAGGUGGACUCCUACCCAGUGGAGGUGCAAGAGAACCUGGGUGAGCUUAUGUUGGUGAAGCUGGAGAAGAAUAAACACUUGGUGCUGGAUGACUGGUACUGCAGGUACGUCUCCGUGAAGACCCCAGACGGAGAUAUUGUGGAGUUCCCCUGCUACCGAUGGCUGCUGGAUGGCAAGGAAGUGACGCUGCGAGAUGGACGAGCUUUCCUGCCUCAGGAUGAUAAGACAAGUCUGCUUAAGAAGCACAGGCAAAACGAGCUGGAAAUGAGGCGCAAAAUCUACAGAUGGAUGGAGUGGCAGCCGGGCUUUCCGAGGAGCAUAGAUGCAAACAGACAAAAGGAUUUGCCUCGAGACAUCCAGUUUGAGAGCGACAAAGAAGGGGAUUUUGCAUUGAACUAUGCAAAAGCAAUGGUGAACCUGUGUGUGAACGACUUCAUGAACUUGUUCCAGUCCUCGUGGAGCAGCUUGGCUGAAUUUGAGACAAUCUUUUGUACAAUCAAAAACCCAACUUCAGAGUAUGUGAUGGAGCACUGGAAGGACGAUUACAUUAUUAGCUAUCAAUUCCUGAACGGAUGCAAUCCCGGGAUGAUCCAAAAGUGCACCAAACUUCCUGACAAGUUUCCUGUUACCAAUGAGAUGGUUGCUGCCAGCCUCAAGAGGAAUUUGACUUUGGAACAGGAAGUAGAGGCAGGUAACAUCUUCAUAGUGGACUAUGAAGUGUUAGAUGGCAUCAAAGCCAACUGUACAGAUCCACAAACCCGACAGUACAUUACAGCUCCCAUCUGUCUUCUCUACAAGAACACACAGAACAAGAUCCUGCCCAUCGCCAUUCAGUUGGGUCAGACUCCAGGCGAAGACUGCCCCAUCUUCCUGCCCACAGAUGGCGAGUACGACUGGCUUCUGGCCAAGAUGUGGGUUCGCUCGUCAGACUUUCAGCACCACCAGACGGUCACACACCUGCUGAGAACACAUCUGAUCUCAGAGAUGUUUGCCAUCGCCAUGUUCAGGCAUCUCCCUGCAGUCCACCCUGUCUAUAAGUUACUCAUUCCUCACGUCCGUUUCACCAUCGCUAUCAACACCAAGGCAAGAGAGGCCCUCAUCUGUGACCAUGGUCUCUUCGAUAAGGCAAACGCCAUCGGGGGAGGAGGUCAUGUGCAGCUGAUUCAGAAGGUGAUAAAGACGCUGACCUUCCGGUCACUCUGCUUCCCUGACAUGAUCAAAGCUUGUGGAAUGGAUGACAAGAAUUUGCCAUCCUACUUCUACAGGGAUGACGGCUACCAGGUGUGGGAGGCCAUAAAGAGCUUUGUCUCCGAUGUGGUUAAUAUUUACUACACCAGUGAUGAGAACGUUCGGAUGGACCAGGAAAUCCAAGCCUUUGUUCAGGAUGUUUGCGACUUUGGUAUGAAGGACUUCAGUCACUGUGAAUUCCCCCGGUCCCUAAAGUCUUGCACGGAGCUGAUUGAGUACUUGACUGUCAUUGUGUUCGCUGCUUCAGCGCAACAUUCAGCGGUCAACUUUGGACAAUACAACUGGUAUUCCUGGAUCCCCAACGCGCCAUCAACCAUGCGACAGCCACCGCCCAAGCGGAAGGGUUUGUCCAACAUGACCCUGAUCAUGGACAGCCUCCCUGACAGAGGACGCUCCAGCUGGCACCUGGGGGCCAACUGGGCGCUCACACAGUACCAGGAGAGGGAGAUCUACUUGGGAUCUUACCCGGACCAGCACUUUACGGAGAAGCCGGUGAGGGCGGCCAUGGAGGAGUUCAGGAAGAAACUGGCAGACAUAAGCAGCGCCAUUAGGACGAGGAACGAGAAGGAGAUCUUGCCCUACGACCUCCUGUGCCCUGACAAAAUACCGAACAGUGUCGCUAUAUGAAGAGUGUUGUUCUUACAGUAUAGUUACCCAAGUAGGGGUGUCCCCUUACAACGGUUCCACUUCGAAUACCCAUAUUGGCUGAUACCCAUAUUGAUCAGCAGGACUCAUACAUACUUUUAUUAUUGUGUAGUGUGGCGGCCUAUGGUUAAGAAACACGUUAAGUCAAGUGAAAUUACUCAAGGAACAAUGGUAGGUAUGAAAAACUUAUUUACCAUUUACCGUCUGCAAUGGACCCCAUGCUGUCUUUAAAUUGAAGUGGGGUGGUAAUUUUUGGUCAACACCUCGUGGUCAUAUUAUUUUACUAAUUCAAGCGCAUGAUGCGGACACGUUUGUUACUGGGUACUUUGUACCAUAUUUUCCGGACUGUAAGGCGCACUUAAAGUCCUCUUCCCCCCUCAAAACUCGACAGUAUAACUGAAGAGUAGGCACCUAUUGUAAGGAAUAAGUUUGGUUGAGCUUACCCACCUCGAAGCAAUUUUAUUUGGUACAUGGUGUAAUAAGUGUGACCAGUAGAUGGCAGUCAAACAUAAGAGAUAAGUGUAGGCUGCACCGUUUGAUGUGCUUCAACAUACAAGUAUUACUAUCUGGUGUUUUGUUUCGCAAUAUUAUGCAAAAGCAACUUUUCUUACCUUCUGGUACCCGCUGAUCUGUAUUUGGGAUCUGCAUAAAUCCUGAAAAAUAGUGCCUUUGUAGUCCGUGGCGACACCGUAGUCGAUGAGCUUCUUAUUUUUCUCUAUCUUCUAGUUAUGGGACAUUCACCCUCCGCUAGUGCCAUUUCUAAUAUAAAGUAGUGUAAAGUGCUUACUUAUAUCUGUCAGUAAACUCGCCAUGAAAGCGCUAAAACAUACCGGUGUAGUGAGUUUACAUUAUCCACCCAAGGAACUUUAGUUAUUAGAGUCCUGAAGCGACUGUAAGAAAGCGGCUUGAAGAUGAUCUGUAAAACAUAAUCUAUUCAUUUAACCACCAUUACAUGUUAUGUAGACCACAAGGAAGUGUUUUCAAUUUAGAAAAAAAUAAUAAUAA
Entelurus aequoreus (snake pipefish) is the source of this 3288-nucleotide messenger RNA. Its product is annotated as polyunsaturated fatty acid 5-lipoxygenase-like. The transcript is spliced from 14 exons. Gene Ontology annotation, cellular component: nuclear envelope. The coding region runs from base 439 to 2265 and encodes 608 amino acids. Gene Ontology annotation, molecular function: iron ion binding; protein binding; arachidonate 5-lipoxygenase activity. The record is from RefSeq and is a predicted model, not a curated record. NCBI's taxonomy places the organism in Eukaryota, Metazoa, Chordata, Actinopteri, Syngnathiformes, Syngnathidae. Gene Ontology annotation, biological process: linoleic acid metabolic process; lipid oxidation.